AUGCAAGAGUCGCAAAUUAAUCUAGCCAUUCAAGCUAUUGCUUCAUCCAAAAAACUAAGUGUGCGAAGAGCUGCUAAAAUCUAUAAUAUACCAACUAAGCGAACGCGAAAGAGACUAGCUCUUUUACAAUCUCAAACACCUCACAAUCCAACUGAAGUUCUUUCUCAAUCCACUUUAGUGAAAAGUCGUAUUGCUCGGCAUCAAGGGAGCUUACCUACUCCAAUAUUUGAAACAAUUGCAGCUUUAGCUAAAGAUAUAGAGCUUUUAGUUUAUGCGAAUACAUUUUUAACUACUGAGGUUCAUAAUCUCCGCAAAGCAAAUGAAGCACUUAGUAAACGCCGGAGAGCUAGAAAAGUUUUAAUACGAAAAGAAGGAGCAUUUUCAAUAGAAGAUGGGCAUGGUAUAUUAGAAUAA
This is a messenger RNA of Sclerotinia sclerotiorum 1980 UF-70, 414 nucleotides long. RefSeq lists its product as hypothetical. NCBI's taxonomy places the organism in Eukaryota, Fungi, Ascomycota, Leotiomycetes, Helotiales, Sclerotiniaceae. The transcript has 3 exons. The record is from RefSeq and is a predicted model, not a curated record. The coding region runs from base 1 to 414 and encodes 137 amino acids. Gene Ontology annotation, molecular function: DNA binding.